Cuscuta europaea is the source of this 1725-nucleotide messenger RNA. Lineage: Eukaryota; Viridiplantae; Streptophyta; Magnoliopsida; Solanales; Convolvulaceae. The record is from the annotation of a GenBank genome assembly.
GAAGAUUUGCCCUCUGGCCUCACCCAUUUUCCCCAGGCGCCAAUUUUUUUCUUGUAAACAUGAAUGCUUUUGGCGCAAUUCCCCAAAUUAACACAGCCUAUAUCUCGUUUACAUUAGCUUAGCUCUGGCUUCGACGUCUUCUCAUGGCGGAAUUUGAAGCUCCGUCUUUUUCUCUAGGGCUCGAUUUUGAGCUUGAUUCGCAGCCUAUCCCUACUCCGUCACCCCUGCCGUCUCCCCAACCGUCGCCCAAACAUGCUAAAAGAUUUCUACACACUCAGAACCUCCGGACAAUUGAGGAUGAUGAUGACGAUGAUUUUGAGUCCCCUGUUCCGAGCAUUGAACCGAAGUGCACGGACCCACCAUUGACUCUAAAGCGCCUGCGGCGAGGACCCACCUCCAACAGACCGACCUCAGUGGCCGAAAACCUGGACAUCAAGGAGGGGACGUGGUGUGAUGUAGAGGACGAGAUUGAAGAUUUCUCUUCCGAGGAAGACCGGCCAGCCGGUAAAAGUCCUUCAAAAUUCCUAAGAUCUGUAAGCAGCAACUCAAAAAUCCCAUUACACCAUCGUCGGAAUUUUUCCAUGCAAACAACCACUCAUGGUGCUUUGAAAGGGAAAAGGCCGGAUAAAGACCCUCCUGCAUGUCAACCUAUGGAAAUAAGUGACGAUAAAUUUGCCUUCUCCAAGUCAAAUAUUAGUCCUAUAAGAAGUUUUCAGUUGAUUGAUUUAGAUUCAGACGAUCCAUCCCCAAGUGAACAUCUGAAGAAAGACGUAAAAGCAGAGCCACCUGUUGAAAAAAGUACAGUUUCAAGUAAACAGAUGAAAUUUAAAGCAUCUCAUGUGGUUUCCGAGUCUGAAGAACUAUGGAAAGGGUUUUUGACAGACAAAACCUCCAAUAUCUCUACACCUGCCUUGGAUGAGGUUUGCGAAGAAUAUUUUAGGUCUCUGAAGCACAGGAAUGCCAAUCAGAAUACAAAUGAAGAUCUUCUCCCAAACAGCGGUCUUCCUGAGAACAGCAUGCAACAAAGGCCUGAUGGUCCUUCUGUGCCUGCUCAUAGCUAUUAUUUCCACGAGGAUUUAAGGAUCCAAAAGUUAGUUCAUGAGAGGUUGCCUCACUUCUUCCCUUUGGAUGCCAAGAACAACCAAGGGAUCAAACAGAGUGAUGGAUCAAUCGAUUACAUAGGGCAAUUUUCCCCCAUAGGAGGCUCCCAGAGUCGAGCCGACAAGGUUGCAGCUGACAAAAGCUCAACAAAACGAAGAAAGAAAAAUAAUUCGAAGAAGACAUCUGAAGUGCCUACAGGGUGGGUGGACCCUAAAGUUUCUGAUGGGGCUCCAAAGGAUGCUGGCAAGAGAAGGGUGCAUGCUGUUGGUAAAUCAGCUGGGCAUUGGCUCACAUCUUCAGAUGGGAAAAGAGUCUAUGUAACAAGAAAUGGGCAAGAGAUGAGUGGUCGGAGUGCUUACAUACAUUAUAGAAAGGAGACUGGAUCAGGAUUCAAGAAGUCAAAAAAGAACUCCACCAGCAAUAAGAAAUCAUCUGCCAAGAACAAGAAGAGAUGACCCCUUUCUCAGACUAGCCUUGUGCGCUCAUAUUCUCAGAUAUACAUUUUUCAUGUUUAUACAUCAGUGUUGUAUAUACAUUUAGUUUUCCCUCUAACGAUAAGAACAAGAUAUCUAUAAUUCAUAUAAUGAUAUAAUUCAUAUUUUUCAUCAAUCCUUGACUUAUAUA